Molecule: messenger RNA, 7641 nt
Organism: Danio rerio (zebrafish)
Lineage: Eukaryota; Metazoa; Chordata; Actinopteri; Cypriniformes; Danionidae
Source: RefSeq, a predicted model, not a curated record
GUCCUGUAUGUAUUUAUCGGCCUAAGCAAAGAUUAUGUAAGGGUUGAGUGAAAGACAUUCUGUGAGAGGUGGACAGUGCUGCUCUGUUGCUGCGGUACAGUCCCACUGCUGAUAGGGGUUUUGAGGAGAUUUUUUUUUAAAGAUGCAGUCUUGAGCCCAUCCCAGCUCAUCUCAGCCUGAUAUACAUUUCAAAAGUGUGUAAAUUAAUGGAGUAAAUCAAUGGGUGAAUAAGAAAGAAGUGCAUUGCAAGGAUAAACUAAUGGGAAAUUAACUCUGUUUUUUUGUUUGUUUUUAGGAAACAAAUCCAUUAUAUCCCAAAGACAAGUCGAAUAGCUGGGGAAAAUAACUUAAUUUAGGCUUUAUAUUAUUAGUAUAGAUCAUUAAUUUGUAUGAAUAAACUGGGCACAUCAACCCAGUAUAAAAUGUUAAUCUCAUUAGUUUUUCUCAUUCUAAAUGUGUCUUUUCUUCAAGGCACACUUAGCGAGAAUAAAAAUGACACUAUCAAAACCAUAGACCAUACCUUUAGUCAUCAUAUUCCCGUACAAGUAACUACACCAUUAAGCACAAAAGUAAAAAAACAAACUCAUGCUGCUUCUUCAAAAAUGAGCAACAGCAAUCAGACUCUUCCAUUCACUCCGAAGCCUGUUGUAGAUGAUAUCCAGAAAUCUGUCCCUCUUUUUCAAGACACACUUAGUGCCAAGGACAAUUCUACUUCGGAAUCAAGAUUGAAUGCACAUAAUGUGCAUAAACCCUUAACCAGAUUAUCAAACACCAAAAUCAGAAACCAAACUCAAUCUACUUCAUCAAUAAGUAGCAGCAUCAGUCAGACUCUCCCAUCCUCUACAGAGCCUGCUGUAGAUGGUGUUCAGAAACCUGUGCUUGCUUUAAGAGGCAAACUUAAUGAGAAAAAACAUUCUACUGUGCAGUCAACAGCACACCUAGGUAGUCUUGACAUUCCAAAGCUGGUGACAACAAAGCUAAUUAACAAAAUGAAAAACCAGACUCGUCCUACUUUGGCAAAACCGAGCAGUGUUAACCAGACUCUUCCAUCAGUUAAAAAGAUUGUUGCAGAUCAAAGUACAAUUACUGAGAAAAAAAAUUCCACUGCAAAUUUACCUACCCAAAUUAUUUCUGUGCCAAAGACUGACAAGAAAACCAAAAACCAUACUCAGUCCACUUUCUCAAUAACUAGCAACAUCAAUCAACAUCAAGACAUUGUUGAGAAGCAUCCACCUUCUUUGCAGGACCCACAUAGUCAAAAGAAAAACUCUACGAUGAAGUCUCCAACCCAAACUAUUAAAGUUGUGACUACUUCAUUAAAUAGCAAAAAAAAGGACCAAACUCAAUCUACUUCCUUGACAUAUAGCAAAGUGAACCAAUCUCUCUCGUCCUCUACAAAGCCUAAUAUUCAUACUAGCCAAAAGCCAAUGCAAGGUGUUCAAAACAAAAUUAGUGAGAAGACAAAUUCUACUAAUAAGUCAACAGUCAGUAAUGUUAAUGUUCAGAAACCAGCUACUAAAUUAAACACCAAACUGAAAGUACAAACUCAAUAUACUUCUUCAACAAAAACACAGGUAAAUCAGAUUCUCACAACCUCUACAAGACCUGAGGUGGACUCCAUACAGAAUCCUGUCCAAAGUGUACAAAACACAAUUAGUGGAAAGAAAAAUUCCACUACUAAGUCAACUGUCAACACUAUUAAUGUUCAGAAACCAGUAACUUCUUUGUUGAAGACCAAACUAAAAGAACAAACUCAAUCCUCUUCUUCAACAAGUCAAUUAAAUCAGACUCUCACAACCUCUCAAAAGCCUGGGGUGGACUCCAUACACAAACCUGUCCAAAGUCUACAAAUCACAUUUGGUGGCAAGACAAAUUCUACCACUAAGUCAAUAGUCAACAUUGUUGAUGUUCAGAAACCAGCUACUAAAUUAAACACCAAAAUGAAAGUACAAACUCAAUCUACGUCUUUAACAACAACACAGGUAAAUCUGACUCUCCCAUCAUCUACAAUGCCUGAGGUGGACUCCGUACAAAAACCUGUCCAAAGUGUACAAAACACAAUUAGUGGCAAGAAAAAUUCUACUACUAAGUCAACAGUUAACACUAGUAAUGUUCAGAAACCAGUAACUUCUUUAUUGAAGACAAAACUGAAAGAACAAACUCAAUCUACUCCUUCAACAAGUCAAGUAAAACAGACUCUCACAACCUCUUCAAAGCCUGAGGUGGACACCACACAGAAACCUGUCCAAAGUGUACAAAACACAAUUGGUGACAAGAAAAAUUCUACCACUGAGUCUAUAGUCAACACUAUUAAUGUUCAAAAUCCAGCUACUAGAUUAAACACCAAACUUAAAGACCAAACUCAAUCUACUUCUUCAACAACUAGCAAAGUAAAUCACACUCUUCCCUCAUCUACAAUGCCUGAUGUGGACACUGUCAAGAAACCUAUCCAAAGUCUACAAAACAAAAUUGGUGACAAGAAAAAUUCUACUACUAAGUCAACAGUCAACACUAUUAACAUUCAGAAACCAGUAACUUCUUUAUUGAAGACCAAACUCAAAGAACAAACUCAAUCUACUCCUUCAACAAGUCAAGUAAAUCAGACACUUACAACCUCUACAAAGCCUGAGGUGAACUCCAUACAGAAUCCUGUUCAAAGUGUACAAAACACAGUUAGUGACAAGAAUAAUUCCACAACUAAGUCAACUGUCAACACUAUUAAAGUUCAGAAACCAGUAACUUCUUUAUUGAAGACAAAACUUAAAGAAAAAACUCAAUCUACUCCCUCAACAAGUCAAGUAAAUCAGACCCAUACGACUUCCACAAAGCCUGAGGUGGAAUCCAUACAGAAUCCUGUCCAAAGUGUACAAGACACAAUUAGUGGCAAGAAAAAUUCUACUACUAAAUCAACAGUCAACACUAUUAACGUUCAGAAACCAGUAACUUCUUUAUUGAAGACAAAACUCAAAGAACAAACCCAAUCUACUCCUUCAACAAGUCAAGUAAAUCAGACUCUUACAUCCUCUAUAAAGCCUGAGGUGGAUUCCAUACAGAAACCUGUCCAAAGUGCAAAAAACACAAUUGGUGACCAGACAAAUUCUACCACUAAGUCAACAGUCAACAUUAUUAAUGUUAAGAAGCCAGUAACUACAUUAUUGAAAAACAAACAGAAAGAAAGAACUCAAUCUAUUUCUUCAACAACAAGUCAAGUAAAUCAGACUCUCCCAGCCUCUACAAAGUCUGAUGUGGACUCCAUACAGAAGCCUGUCCAAAGUGUGCAAACCACAAUCAAUGACAAGAAAAAUUCUACUACUAAGUCAACAGACAAUCAUAUUAUUGUUCAGAAACCAGUAGGUACAUUACUAAAAAACAAAAUGAGAAUCCAAGCUCUCUCUAAUUCUACAAAAAACAGCAUUAUAGAUCAAACUUCUCUUUCUGCUAAGCCUGCUGUAGAUGUUGUGCAAAAAUCUGUGUCUCCUUCUCCAACUACAUUUGGUGAGAAGAGAAACACUACUACCAAGUUAGUGAGCCACAAUAUUAAUGUUAAUGCUUCAAAGCCUGAAAACACUAAGGUUCAAACUCAGUCAGUUUCUUCAAAACCUACUCACAUUAAUCAGACUCUCUUAUCCACACCAAAGCCUGCUGUAGAUGUUAAGACACCUGGGUCUGCUCUACAAGACAUAUCUGGUACAAAGAAAAAUUCCACAUCCAAGUUAACAGCUCAAACUAUUAGGAAUAAUGUUCCAACACUAACUACAUUGUUAAAUAUUAAACUGAAAAACCAGACUCAUCCUUCUUUUUCAACGAUAAGCCAUGUCAAUCAGACUGUCCCAUUCAGCACAAAAUUUGUGGAUGAAGUCACACAUAGAAUGAAGAAAAAUUCUACUGUCAAGGCAAGGUUACAAACAAUUAAUAUCAAUGCAUCAAAGCCAGUAACUACAUCAUUACACACUAAAACGAAAAACCAAACUCAAUCAACAUCAUUAAAAAUAAGCAAAGCCAAUCAGACAUCCCCAUCUACCACUAAGCCUGUUGAGGGUGAAAUCAGCCUUGGCAAGAAAAAAAAUUUUACUGUCAAGUCAGCUUCUCAAUCUAUUGAUGUUCAUGCAUCAAAGCCAAUAACUACACCACCAAACACCAAAACGAAAAACCAAACUAAGCCUAGUUCAUCAAAAAAUAACAACAAUGAUCAAGCUGUCACAUCCACAAGCCCUGUGAUGGAUGGCACACAAAAUCUAGAUAUAGACAAACUUGCAGAGAGUUCACCAAUUAAAAUAGUUAUAACCGAGGGUUGUGUUCAGCGGAAGUCUCAGGGAGAUGUAGGUAACAUAACUAAAAUACGAGAAACAGAACUAAGUUUGAAUCCUGGAUCUCCUCUGGUUAUGACUCAUCGAAUCAACCUGGUACAAGGAACAUGCAAUGGAGGUUGUGAGACGGACAUGGCUGCACUGAGGGAAAGAAUUGAGCUUCUUGAAAAGGAGAUGUCAGCUAUUAAACAAAUGUGUGUUCCGUGCUCAGGAGAGCAGUGCCCUAAAAACUGUAGUGGCCAGGGCAAGUGUGAAGAAGGAAAGUGUGUUUGUUUCCAGGGCUUCAGUGGUCCAGACUGCAGUAGUAAAGCAUGCCCCUCUAACUGCAACAAAAAAGGGAAGUGUGUGAAGGGAAAGUGUGUGUGCCAGACUGGUUUUACAGGCAUAGGCUGCAGUAAAGCUAUAGACGAGAGGAUCACAGUAACUGUUGAAACUGUGACUAUGAAGAUGUCCAGUGCCAUGCCAGACACAAAAACUGUCAAGACAAGGCCAGACAAGGCAAUUUUAGUGAAAGAGACAGUUACAAAGGUCCCAAAGAAACACACUACAGCCAAGCCAACAGUAAAGCCAAGUCCCACCGCCUCCACAGAUAAAGUCCUGUCCCAUACCACAGGGAAAGACAACAUUAAGAUUGUUGGGCAACAAUCUGAAAGCAUGAAACUUCAAGAACAAACAAAGGGUAAAACAACAGUCAUAAAGAUGGGUUCAGACAAUCAAGCACAAACUGAUUUAAGUGACAAGAGCCAUAAUGCUAAAGAUGAGCCUGCCUAUCAGAAUGUGACUCAAAGAUCUGUAAAGAAGAGUAAUGGAACUUCCAAAAUUCUGCAUAAUUUGUUUAAAGGGUCAAUGAAUGUAACUCGGUCCAAGACAAAGAUUACUACAAGAACUGCAGGAGAUCAAGGGGAAGAAAGCAAGACCAAUGCUGUCUCUGCUGAAAAAGACGAGAAGUUGUUUCAUGGCAAUGUAACAACAGUUCAAGCUGAGAAGAAGUCUGAUAAGCCUGAAAUUGAUGCAAGUGUUGAAUCCAAAGCUCAUAUGAAGCAUUUCAGUAAAACUAGCAGCAGAUUAUCUGUCAUUGGGUCAGUUGAGGUUCAUAACAUCACUUCUACUGGCUUCAUUAUGUCUUGGGAAGCACAUCGAGACAAGUUCAAGAACUUCACUGUCACAAGAAGGGAAAUCAAAGCAGGAAAUGAAGAUUCUGAGAAAAUUCAUGAAGCAAUAGAAAAUGUAACAGAUGCUGAAAGGCUGGGAUCAAACAGAACCUUGACUAAAAUACUCAGUAGCAAAUCUGAAGGAAACGCUAUGAAAAAGUUUUCACAAAUUCUAGCUGGUACAACUCGAUCAUAUCAUUUUAAAGGCCUUCAACCUCAAACUCAAUAUGCGAUUUCCUUGUUUGGCUCUGGUCCUGGCAUGCGAUCCAAGAUUCACCGCAUUACAUUAUCCACAGGCCCUGAGCCGCCCACUGACCUGGUGUUCAGCAACAUAACAGAGACAUCCUUUUCACUGUCCUGGGCAAAACCUAAAAGCAUAGUGGCAGAAUUUAAAGUCAAAUACAUCAACACUGUGACUGGCGAGAGUGGCUCCAUGUCUGUUGACUCCCAGCUGUCCCAUGUUCUCCUGUCUAAGCUCACUGCUGGCACCACUUAUGACAUUACUGUGAGCUCAGUCCUGGAUAAACUCGAGAGUGAGCCAGUCAUAGCUUCUAUCACCACAGUGCCAGAUUCUCCUACUGAACUAAAAGUAGUGAACAUCACAGACACUAAAGCUUUGCUGGUAUGGAAACCGUCCAAAGCAAAGGUGGACAGCUAUAUCCUAAGUUAUGGGACUACAAAGUCUCCUAAUGUGACUAUUACAGUGACUUUAUCUGGCAGUUCUGUGGAGCACCAGCUUAGAGCACUUCAUAGAUCUUCUUUAUACAUGGUGAAAAUGACAAGUCAAGUCAACAGGCUCCAGAGUAGCUCAGUCUCCACAUCUUUCACAACAGGAAGUGGGGUGAAGCUUCAAGUAGUGACCCCUGAUGAGGUGACCUUUCACUCAGCUGUGAUUUCAUGGAAGGCUCCCCGUGUAGCUUUCAAAAGCUACAGGCUCACAUACCAGCUUAGCGAGGAAGUCAAGGAGCUGAUUUUAAAUCCAUCUGUGACUCAUUAUGAGCUGACUGGACUGGCGGCUUUCUCAAACUAUACUGUGAAAAUAGACGGAGAAAGAGAUGGGCAGUACAUCAGUUUUGUCUCUUCUGACUUUACAACCGCCCAGCUUCCACACCCAUAUCCCACAGACUGCUCAGAGGUGCAGAUCAAUGGGAUGAAGGAGUCAGGAGAGGCUGAGAUCUACCCUGAAGGGAAGAAUGGAGAGCCGGUCAGGGUGUACUGUGACAUGGAAACAGAUGGAGGUGCCUGGACAGUUUUCCAGAGAAGAAUGGAUGGAUCCACAGAUUUCUUUAGGAGCUGGAGAGACUAUAGUAAAGGCUUUGGUCUCUUAAGUGGAGAAUUCUGGCUGGGAAAUGAUGUGCUUCACACUCUCACCAGUCUUAAAGCAAUGAGCUUGCGGAUUGACCUGCGCUCAGGAAAUGACACAGCCUUUGCUCAAUAUAUAAACUUUAACAUUAGCUCAGAGGCUAAUCACUAUGCAAUUGACCUGUCUGGAUACUCUGGCACUGCUGGCGAUUCCAUGAAAUAUCACAAAGGCCGUCCAUUCUCUACCAAAGACAAAGACCCGGACACGCUCAGCAUCCACUGCGCUAAAGCCUACAUGGGAGGAUGGUGGUAUAAAAACUGCUACAAGGCGAAUCUCAACGGCCUCUACGCCUCUUAUUCAGACAACAAGGGUGUGGUGUGGAUUGACUGGAAAGGCAAAGACGCAUCCCUGCCAUUUACAGAAAUGAAGCUUCGACCUUCCAAUUUUAGUCAAACAACCUCAACAACUCCAACAGCCCAAAGUUAAACCUGCAAAGUGAAUAAUGCACAAUGUGCAAAUACACUGUACAAAUUUCUACACUGCUACUUCAUUGUAUAUAAGUUGACAACAUGCAUACAAUUCUUAUAUUACUUUGAUGUGUAGCUUUGCAAAUCACAUUCUUUAGUGUACAACACUUUGUUUCUUAGAAUUGUUAUGUAGACAUGCAUGUGUCAAUGUUCUGGUGUUCAAUUAUCUACCACAGAUCUUACCAUUUCUCCUACUGAAAUAACUGCACUGUUUUGGUCUGUUGUUGCUUUUUUUGGAUAAUUCAUGUUACUUCAAAUCUCUUUAUAUUACUAUCACCCCUGUCUAUAAAUUUGUUUUACUUUCCUUGUUUCAAGAUGUGUAGAGAAAAUGAAUAAAACAAUGUACUAACCAG